AUGACAGACGCUACGGAACCUUCUUCGGCACCGGCUGCGCUCAUAGCGCCUGUUCUCUUCAAGGCGCGUGGCCGGGGAAAGGCCAAGGCCAACAUGCGCAAGCGGUCGCCGACGCCACCUCCAGCACGACCAGCAGACAGCGACAGCGACAGCGACAGCGAUUCGGACGGGGGUCUACGCGGCAUCAAGCGGCGGAAGCGAACCGGCGGUGCGGGCAUGAUCAGCGCCUUCACCGAGCCAACAGGCGCGACCGCGACGUCCUCGUCGACGGGACUGGAGGAGCCACUGCACAUCACCGACCGGAGCGCUCUGCUGUCCAACUCGGACGCGGCGACGAAGCAGAGCCACUGGUUCGACGACACCGACAGCAAGUCUGGUAAGGCCGGCAAAUCUGGAAAGACAAAGAUGCCGGCACCAACAGCCACGCCGGCAUCAGCACCGGCUGCCCGAUCGGUCGGGCCCGUCAAGUCAGCGGCCAACAUCCGCACUAUCACCAUCACAGACUUCGCCCCAGACGUCUGUAAGGACUAUAAACUGACGGGGUUCUGCGGCUUUGGCGACAACUGCAAGUUUCUGCACGCACGGGAAGACUACAAGCAGGGGUGGCAGCUCGACAACGAGUGGGAGGCGGUGACCAAGGGCAAGAAGCAUCUGGGCGGCACGGUGGUGGCCAGUGCAGACCGCAGCAAGAAUGCGGGCGCAGGCGCUGCCGCCGACGAUGACGGCGAUGACGAGGAGGCGAUGCUGCGCGACAUUCCGUUUGCGUGCAUCAUCUGCCGGUCGAGCUACAAACAGCCGGUGGUGACGCGCUGCGGACACUACUUUUGCGAGCGCUGCGCGCUGACGCGAUACCGGCGCGACCCGACCUGUGCGGCAUGCGGAUCGGCAACGACGGGUGUCUUCAACAAUGCCAAGCGACUGAGCAAGCUGCUGGAGCGCAAGCGGGAGCGGGCGGCACAGCGGCGGCAGGCAGCCAUCGACGCCGGCGAGGAGCUCAGCAGUGAGGAGGAGGAGGAGGCCGGAGAGGAGGCCGACUAG
Grosmannia clavigera kw1407 is the source of this 1038-nucleotide messenger RNA. Its product is annotated as ccch and ring finger protein. Lineage: Eukaryota; Fungi; Ascomycota; Sordariomycetes; Ophiostomatales; Ophiostomataceae. The record is from RefSeq and is a predicted model, not a curated record. The transcript has a single exon. Gene Ontology annotation, molecular function: metal ion binding. The coding region runs from base 1 to 1038 and encodes 345 amino acids. Gene Ontology annotation, cellular component: U2-type spliceosomal complex. Gene Ontology annotation, biological process: snoRNA splicing.